AUGGGGUGCCUCGCAGUGCUAUCCCAUUUCAUCUCACGCCUCGGCGAGUGCAGCCUCCCCCUUUACCGGCUUUUGAAGAAGAGCGAUCAAUUUGUGUGGACAUCUGAGACUCAGAUAGCGCUUGAUAGGCUCAAGGAGCUCCUGGCAAAGGCCCCGGUUCUAGUUCCCCUGACCGAGGGGGAGCCACUCCUGCUCUACAUUGCGGCCACAAUGCAGGUGGUUAGCACCGCCCUGGUCGUGGAGUGGGAGGAAGAGGGACACACCCUCAUGGUGCAACGCCCCGUGUACUUCGUUAGUGAGGUCUUGAUGGAUACCAGGACCCGCUGCACCCAAAUCCAGAAGCUCUUGUACGCCGUCCUAAUCGCUAAAAGGAAGCUACACCACUACUUUGAGUUGCAUCCAGUGACGGUGGUCACGUCCUUUCCUCUUGGCAAGGUUGUUUGGAACCCGGACACCGCCAGGAGGAUCGCGAAGUGGGCGCUCGAGCUGAUGGGCUAG
This is a messenger RNA of Panicum hallii, 498 nucleotides long. RefSeq lists its product as uncharacterized. Bases 1 to 498 code for a protein of 165 amino acids. The transcript has a single exon. The record is from RefSeq and is a predicted model, not a curated record. Lineage: Eukaryota; Viridiplantae; Streptophyta; Magnoliopsida; Poales; Poaceae.